AUGUUAUCUCGCUGGUUAAUCCCACGUGGAUCUACUCGAUGGAUGUGUUUUCGUCGAUCUUAUGCGACGGAUGGGGAGCGUGCAAUCGAAGAAAUUCUACGCAAUCGAUUCAAAACCGCUCGUCUCAUUCAUGUGGCCGAUGUGAGCGGUGGCUGCGGUGCCAUGUACCAGAUUGAAGUGGAAUCUGAAGAAUUUCGAAACAUGUCUGUGCUCGCACAGCAUCGGGCGGUCAAACAGGCAUUGAAGGAACAAAUCAAAGAUAUGCACGGCCUAACUAUUUCCACGAAAUCUUGA
Molecule: messenger RNA, 294 nt
Organism: Echinostoma caproni
Lineage: Eukaryota; Metazoa; Platyhelminthes; Trematoda; Plagiorchiida; Echinostomatidae
Source: the annotation of a GenBank genome assembly